AUGGCGACGACCUCUCCAAAGACCACGACAAGGCGCUCUCCACCAUCUGCUUCCCCAACACCAUCUCCCAUCACUCGUGGUGCUACUGCACGUUCAGCUGCCUCGCCGCGCACCCCUUCUACCCUCACUCCUGCUGCGUCGCGUCGCCCUCUUUCUAAAGGCCCAGCAAUCAAUGGAGAGACCCGCGAAUUCCUCUCAGCAUCCCUCAAGCAGGAAACUGAUCAGAAGGAACAGCUCCUGGUUAAAUUGCAGAACAGGGAUCAAACCAUCUCAGGGCUCACAACAGACAAUGACAAUUUAACUUCGGCUCUCAAUGCUGCAGAGGCGAGAGUCAAUGAGCUAUACGCUGAGCAGUCUCGGUCCGAGAUGGAGCUUGCCCAACGAAUAGAUAUAUCAGAGAAGCUGAGGGCACAAGUCCGUGAACUGGAGAAGGAGAAGAGAGAUUUACAACGAAGGUACAAUGAGCAGACUGCAACAUUUGAAGCAGAACGUCAAGCCUUCUAUGACAACGAACAACACCUCAAGUCUCGCAUACAAUCACUUACUCAAGCUCUCAAACGCUCUGGUCCUCCACUUACCCCUGUUGACACAGAAAAUGCAGAACCCGAUUCAGAGGUUGAGCUGGACUCUGAGGAAGAUGCUCUACGAUCUCAUACCGACGUUGAGGUUCCACCCCAAGAUAUUAACGAUCCAGAAAGUGAACCCGCUGAAAUGACCGCUUUGAAACUAGAACUUUCUACCCUGUCUACUUCAUAUUCGUCCCUUCAAAGCACUCUUGUCUUGUUGCAAACACAGCUCGUUGAUCUCAAACGUGUCAACCAGGAGCUACAGGAGGAAAACGAAAGUUACAUGAUCCUCUUGCGGGAAAAGACCCUAAGUGGCCAAUUUGAUCUCAUGAAACAGGUCGGUGGAAGCAGGAUCAGUGAUGAUGAAGAUGAUGACGACGACGACGAAGACCAAGACGACGGCAGUGCUGCUGAUGUAGGCAGUCUACGAAGUAUUGGGCGAAGCACCCUUGACCGAGUUGACGAGGAAUCAGGGGAAUCUCUCCAGUAUCUUCACGAAAGUGUUGACUUGGACCAAGGAUUACUAUCUUCAUCUCGUAGUUCUCGCCACCCGAGCCGACAAGGCCGGAAACGUACUUUGUCGAACAACGCACCGCGGGGGGAAUCUCUCGCUGACUUGCCCAUUACUGGCCCAGGACUCGAUCUCGCGGCAGAGCUUGGCCGCGCAGAGAACAAAGACAUCCUUACCAGCGACAGUAUCGAUGAUCGAGACCGCUCUUUACCUAAAGGAAAACGAAGCAAGAAAGGAACUGACGGGCGGAAGGUUUCUGGUUCUGAUCCACUAUUGCCGGAGGCUGGCAACGACAUUGACGCCUUGCGAACCGAAGUCAAAUCCCUCAAAGAUGCCAAUAAGGCAUUGUCUUUAUACGCAUCCAAAAUCAUCGACCGGAUCAUUGCGCAAGAGGGAUUUGAACAUGUUCUAGCAAUUGAUUACGACAAGGAGCCACGGACACCGGCGACAGCAGGACCACAUUCAAUUCCCCCGAAACUCCCGCCAACUCAGCCUAAACCUCGACCGCAAUCAGUUAUUGUUGGUCGCUCUACAUCUAACCCCAAUCCUGCGAUCAACACUCAAUUGACAUCACCAAACCUCACCAAACCGCCGAACCCCAAAACUCAACGACGUUCCAUGUCCUUCGACUGGAAAUCGUUUUCUUUUGGCGAGAAGAAGGUAGAGCCGAAUCUUCGCCCUCUCACGUUAAAGCCUGGCGCUAGUCCCGUGACAGGUGCACGGAAACUUGAGACUUUUGAGGACGAAGAAGACAGGAAAGAAAGAGAGCGUUUGAAUGCCACAAUGAAACUAAUGGGCAUACAACCUGCUGCCCAAUCUCCAUUGCAUGCCCCUCCCACUUUAAAUAGGGAGGCAAAUAACAACCGUCGCAUUUCGCUGUUUGGGACGCGAAGCAAUUCGGAGGCUUCAUCCCAUCAAUCUACCUCCUCUUCGGAGCUGGCCGGAAACGCUCAUGUUGGACUAGGAUUUUCACCUGGUCUUACUCAUGAAGCUCUAGAACGCGCUGAGGCAGAGAAUUCCCUGGCUGCGCUCGAUGCGCACGAAAGGGGCCUCAGUGCAGAUAUCGCGCGAGGUGCGAGUGGAGGUUUCACAGAAAUUACCCCAAGAAGCCUCGGAAGAAGAAGCCGGAGAAGUGCUGGAGGCAGUGGCAGUACAGUCUGGAGUGCUGGGAUGAGUGGGGAAGCGGGCGAAGACUAG
This is a messenger RNA of Laccaria bicolor S238N-H82, 2274 nucleotides long. RefSeq lists its product as uncharacterized. The record is from RefSeq and is a predicted model, not a curated record. The transcript has 3 exons. Lineage: Eukaryota; Fungi; Basidiomycota; Agaricomycetes; Agaricales; Hydnangiaceae. Bases 1 to 2274 code for a protein of 757 amino acids.